CUCUGUCUGCCCCGCGGCCUGGCUGGACACCCGCCCUUGAGAGCCUGGACGUCCCUUGGAGGGCAGAACCCCGGAGCGGGGGCGGCGGGCCGGGGCGCGGCCGGGGCAGAGUGAGCCCACAGCCCCCGUUGGGCAGCGGUAAGGCCCAGUGCCGGCGCCGGGGGUGCAGAAGGGAAUCGGAUUCAGCGCCUCCAAAUAGUUCCCCAUGAGGACGCGAAUGGCUGUUGCAACCGCGUGCGGGCAGACAGGGGGCGCCGGAAGUGCAGUGCCGUGGCAGCUACGCCUCAGAAACUCGCAAAGACAUCCUGGCUGGAUUUUACACCCUUCAAGCCUGUGAUUUGAUUCUUGAAGAUCCAGCACUUGCAGUGAUCUGAGACAAUCUGGCUGCUCCAUCUACAGUCCUGCAACGGGCAGUCUGAACACCACACAGACCUCCUUUACCACCACCUCCCUCCCCAGCCCUGCCACCUGCUGGGAAGCAUCAGUGACGGACCCAGCUGGGACCAGGCAGAUUAUCUCUCUAAGGAAUCUGGAUUUGGACCAUGCAGACUGAUCCAGCCAGCAGUGAGGAGAUGACUUAGAAGACGGUCAAUUCGAGCGCAGAGGCCACUGUUUGGAAUGGCCGGAGUGGAGCCAUGGCAAGUGGAUGAUGAAGGUGACUCCCUGGUGCCUGAGAGCGAACAGAGGAGGACUGGACGCAGGAGUGAGACACCAUGGAGUCCAGCUUCACCUCCAAGGACACCUACCCGACCCAUUUUAACCCUCGGGUUUACCUAGAAAAAUACUACAGCUUUGGGUCCAAACACACCGCAGAAAGUGAGAUUCUUAAGAAUGUUCUGAAAAACCUUUUCAAGAUAUUCUGCAGAGAUGGCAUGAAGGGGGACCUCCUGAUCGACAUCGGCUCUGGCCCCACCAUCUACCAGCUCCUCUCUGCUUGUGAAUCCUUCAAGGAGAUCAUUGUCAGUGACUACAGCGAGCGCAACCUGCAGGAGCUGGAGAAGUGGCUGAAGAAGGAGCCGGGGGCCUUCGACUGGUCCCCAGUGGUGGCCUACGUGUGUGAGCUUGAAGGGAACAGAGUCAAGGUGCCGGAGAAGGAGGAGAAGCUGAGGCAGGCGGUCAAGCAGGUCCUGAAGUGUGAUGUGACUCAGAGCCGGCCACUUGGCUCUGUCUCCCUGCCCCUGGCCGACUGUGUGCUCAGCACGCUGUGCUUGGACGCUGCCUGCCCAGACUUACCUACCUACCGCGCAGCCCUCAGGUACCUCGGCAGCCUGCUGAAGCCGGAGGGCUUCCUGGUGGUGGUGGAUGCCCUGAAGAGCAGCUUCUACAUGGUUGGCGAGCAGAGGUUCUCCAGCCUCGUCCUGGGCCGGGAGGAGAUCGAGGCUGCCAUGAAAGAGGCUGGCUACUCCAUCGAGCAAUUCGAGGUGCUCCCUCAAGGGUACUCCUCCACCAUAUGCAACAAUGAGGGGCUGUUCAUCCUGGUGGGGCGGAAGCUGGGCCGUUGUGCGUGAAAGCUGGUGAUCCCAAUUAAAGCAGUGCUUCUCUUGGCC
Messenger RNA from Manis javanica (Malayan pangolin), 1547 nucleotides. RefSeq names its product nicotinamide N-methyltransferase (gene NNMT). Gene Ontology annotation, cellular component: cytosol. The record is from RefSeq and is a predicted model, not a curated record. Gene Ontology annotation, molecular function: nicotinamide N-methyltransferase activity. Lineage: Eukaryota; Metazoa; Chordata; Mammalia; Pholidota; Manidae.